Molecule: messenger RNA, 8188 nt
Organism: Manis pentadactyla (Chinese pangolin)
Lineage: Eukaryota; Metazoa; Chordata; Mammalia; Pholidota; Manidae
Gene: SMC2
Product: structural maintenance of chromosomes 2
Exons: 25
Coding region: 2023-5598 (1191 amino acids)
Biological process (GO): chromosome organization
Cellular component (GO): chromosome
Molecular function (GO): ATP binding; ATP hydrolysis activity; protein binding
Source: RefSeq, a predicted model, not a curated record
CUACCCUCCAGUUCCCCGUGGUGAUCCAGGAGGCAAAGUUCUACGUCAGCCUUUAGUGAUUCCCACAAGCCUAUCUAUACUGACAGAAAUUCCAGUGUUCCUAGCAUGCUCCAUGACUAAAGCUGAUAAUGGCUUUAUCGUGUAAGCAAUGUGCAUUUUAAUACACCGAGUAGUUUGAUGUGUAUACUUACAACUACCCAGAAGUCCUUAUUCAGCAAAAGUGCUUUUGCACCUUUUCAUCCAUUUGAAACAUACAAGCCACCAAUUAGACAAGUGCAAAGCUAAUGUUGUUUUAACACAUUGUUUUCACCCCAGAGAUGUUAAUUUCACUGGAUGAAAACCACAGUAGAGUAUGUUGGCAACUUAAAAAUUAUUCAUUCACAAAGUGAUGAAAAGAAGGGACACAGUUGAAAAUAAAUGGAUUAAGACUGAAUAAAAUCAUCAGUACAAGUGAAGAGCUGUGGAGUGUAGGGGAUGCAGGAAUUAAAAUAGACAAGGAUAACUGUUUAGAUGAUGCUGGGCCAGUCACGAUUGACAUUACAGAAAGAAGUGGGAUGUGACAGCAAGUAAACUCUUUCUUAAACAAAAAAACCCGCAAAACUUAUUCUCUUCAGUAGCAAAGAAUUUCAAAACAUAGGCCCAUUCUUGGUAGUUAAGACAGGUGUGGAAUACUGUAAAGUCAAUCCGAGGGUAAAAAAGCAACUUUAUAUACAUGGUCAAAAAAUAUACGGCCAUACCGUCUUCUCGUCCAUUACCUGGGGACUGCACCCCCAGUGCACUCCGAGGCCAAGUCCAUCCUAACUCAUUAGCGACAAUAUACUCAACUGUGAAUAAACUAGCCAGUUUUUUCUUCCUUUUUUAAAUUUAAAUAAUACACACAAAUACAGGACCUAUUGUUAGUAGUACUGGAUUGCAUACCCGAGGAGCGGUAUGUAACGCUUCAGUAUGCGCUCUGGAGCCAGACUGCUGGGGAAAAAUUCUCAGCUUUCCCAUUUACUACUCAGAGUAAAUUGCUUAAUCUGUGACUCAGUUUGCUUGUCUGUAAAAUGAGAAUGUCACGGAUUUCACGGGAUUAAAAUCUUAAAAAGCCCUUUGGGCCCGCCUGUCACACAGCUCAAUAAAUAUUGGCUGCUGUAAGGUGUUGCCAAAAAAUGACCUGAACUGGCAGUUCUGCCACACUGCGUAACGCUUCACGCUGAUAGGCGUUUAAGGGGAAACCCGCACGUCCCGCCGCGACCACCGGCCCCACACGGUCUCCGCUCUGUGCUCCGCACAGCACAGCCUCCCCUUCCGGACCCGGGAAGGCCCGUCAGAGGCCCAGGCACGCCAGGGGCGGAGCCAGGACGCGGGCCGGGUCUCGAAGUUCAGCACCUCCCAGCCCCGGUCCACGAAUCUGAGCCAACGCGGGGGAGUCUGAGGCUCCGGAGCAGAGCAAGGGGGAGGGCGGGACGCCUCUGGCGGCCGUAAACAACUGCAGCGGCGCCCCGCAGCCCGCAGGAGGGCGGGGGCUCCAGGCGGCCCUCGGAGAGUGGGGCGGUGAGGCGCGAGGCCCUGGGCCGGGGACGUGGCUGCCCAAUGGGUGCCGGACGCCGAUCGCGACCUACUCCGCCUGCUCCUUUCGUCGUCAAGCUCGAGUCGUGGCACCCUCGGAGCUGCCAUUGCCGGGACCCUCUCUCCUAUGCACCUGUCGCUUUGACUGUUCGAUGGAAAGGGAAAAUGGAACCCUAAAUCAGGCAUCUGCUAGGCAGCAGCCAAUGAAAUAGGCCGCGGCGGUGGGGUCCUUUGCUCGCGCCUAAAUUCAAAGGCAUAAAUAGUUCUGGUCCGGUGCCGAGCGCGGGCGAGGGUUGCGGCAACUCUGGUAGUUCUCCUUCCAUAGCGCCCAGGCCCGGUGAGGGGGCCCGUUCACCGUCCCGGGGGCCUGGAGGAGCUUCGGGGCGUCUCCAGUCGAGGCCUGACGAGAGAACUACUUCGUGACCUGUUUGAUUGGUAGCAGAGGUUUACCGGUGCAAGUCGGUGGUGAAAAUGCAUAUUAAGUCAAUCAUUCUUGAGGGAUUCAAGUCCUAUGCUCAGAGGACUGAGGUCAAUGGUUUUGAUCCCCUCUUCAAUGCUAUUACUGGUUUAAAUGGUAGUGGAAAAUCCAAUAUAUUGGACUCCAUCUGCUUUUUGCUGGGCAUCUCCAACCUGUCUCAGGUUCGGGCUUCUAAUUUACAAGAUUUAGUUUACAAAAAUGGACAGGCUGGUAUUACCAAAGCUUCAGUGUCAAUCACCUUUGAUAAUUCUGACAAAAAGCAAAGUCCUUUAGGAUUUGAGGUUCAUGAUGAAAUUACAGUAACAAGGCAGGUGGUUAUUGGUGGCAGAAAUAAAUAUUUAAUCAAUGGAGUAAAUGCAAACAAUACUAGAGUACAGGAUCUCUUCUGUUCUGUUGGCCUUAAUGUCAACAACCCUCACUUUCUCAUCAUGCAGGGCCGAAUUACAAAAGUAUUGAAUAUGAAACCUCCAGAGAUUUUGUCCAUGAUAGAAGAAGCAGCUGGAACCAGGAUGUAUGAAUACAAAAAAAUAGCUGCCCAGAAAACUAUAGAAAAAAAGGAGGCUAAGCUGAAAGAAAUUAAGACGAUACUUGAAGAAGAGAUUACUCCAACCAUUCAAAAAUUAAAAGAGGAAAGAUCUUCCUACUUGGAGUACCAAAAAGUAAUGAGAGAAAUAGAACAUUUGAGUCGUUUAUAUGUUGCUUAUCAGUUUUUGCUGGCUGAAGACACCAAAGAACGUUCAGCUGAGGAGUUAAAAGAAAUGCAGGAUAAAGUUGUAAAGCUUCAAGAAGAAUUGUCUGAGAAUGAUAAAAAAAUAAAAGCACUCAAUCAUGAAAUAGAAGAGUUGGAAAAAGGAAAAGAUAAGGAAAGUGGAGGUAUACUCCAAUCUUUAGAAGAUGCUCUUGCAGAAGCUCAGAGAGUUAAUACUAAAUCUCAAAGUGCCUUUGAUCUCAAGAAGAAAAAUCUGACAAGUGAAGAGAACAAACGCAAAGAGCUAGAGAAAAAUAUGGUUGAGGAUUCUAAAACUUUAGCAGCAAAAGAAAAAGAGGUUAAAAAGAUAACAGAUGGGCUGAAUUCCUUUCAAGAAGCAAGUAACAAAGAUGCUGAAGCUUUGGCUGCUGCACAGCAGCACUUCAAUGCUGUUUCUGCUGGCCUGUCCAGUAAUGAAGAUGGAGCAGAAGCAACUCUUGCUGGUCAAAUGAUGGCUUGUAAAAAUGACAUAAGUAAAGCUCAGACAGAAGCCAAACAGGCUCAGAUGAAGUUGAAACAUGCCCAACAAGAAUUAAAAACCAAACAAGCUGAAGUUAAGAAGAUGGAUAGUGGCUACAGGAAGGAUCAAGAAGCUUUAGAGGCUGUGAAAAAACUUAAAGAAAAACUUGAAGCAGAAAUGAAAAAGCUAAAUUAUGAAGAAAACAAGGAAGAAAGCCUUCUGGAAAAGCGCAGGCAGCUCUCUCGUGAUAUCAGUAGAUUGAAAGAAACAUAUGAAGCUCUUUUGGCCAAAUUUCCCAAUCUUCGAUUUGCUUACAAGGAUCCAGAGAAGCACUGGAAUAGAAAUUGUGUGAAAGGACUUGUAGCUUCUCUGAUUAGUGUGAAAGAUACUUCUGCAACCACAGCUUUAGAAUUGGUGGCUGGGGAACGACUGUACAAUGUUGUAGUAGACACAGAGGUCACUGGAAAAAAGCUACUAGAAAAGGGGGAAUUGAAGCGUCGGUACACUAUAAUUCCACUCAAUAAAAUUUCAGCCAGAUGUAUUGCUCCAGAAACUUUGAGGGUUGCUCAGAAUCUUGUUGGCUCUAACAAUGUUCAUGUGGCUCUUUCCUUGGUUGAAUACAAACCAGAACUUCAGAAAGCAAUGGAAUUUGUCUUUGGAACAACAUUUGUUUGUGACAAUAUGGAUAAUGCAAAAAAAGUGGCUUUUGAUAAAAGGAUUAUGACUAGAACUGUAACUCUAGGAGGUGAUGUAUUUGAUCCUCAUGGGACAUUGAGUGGAGGUGCUCGGUCCCAGGCAGCUUCUAUUUUAACUAAGUUUCAAGAACUUAAAGAUGUUCAAGAUGAGCUGAGAAUCAAGGAGAAUGAGCUACAAGCUUUAGAAGAAGAAUUAGCAAGUCUUAAAAACACUGCUGAAAAGUAUCGCCAACUAAAACAGCAGUGGGAGAUGAAAACUGAGGAGGCAGAUAUAUUACAAACCAAACUCCAGCAAAGCUCAUACCACAAACAACAAGAAGAAUUAGAUGCUCUUAAGAAAAUCAUUGAGGAAAGUGAGGAGACCUUAAAAAACACCAAAGAAAUUCAAAAAAAGGCAGAAGAAAAAUACGAAGUAUUGGAGAAUAAAAUGAAAAAUGCAGAAGCUGAACGAGAGAGAGAACUAAAGGAUGCUCAGAAAAAACUGGAUUGUGCCAAAACAAAAGCAGAUGCUUCUAGCAAGAAAAUGAAAGAAAAACAACAGGAAGUUGAAGCUAUCACCCUGGAGCUAGAAGAGCUCAAGAGAGAGCACAUAUCCUAUAAACAGCAGCUUGAAGCUGUAAAUGAAGCUAUCAAAUCUUAUGAAGGUCAGAUCGAAGUAAUGGCAACUGAGGUGGCUAAAAGUAAGGAGUCAGUGAAUAAAGCUCAGGAAGAGGUGACCAAACAAAAAGAAGUGAUAACAGCCCAAGACAAUGUAAUUAAAGCUAAAUAUGUAGAAGUGGCAAAAUAUAAGGAACAAAACAGUGAUUCUCAGCUUAAACUUAAGGAACUGGACCACAAUAUCAGUAAACAUAAACGGGAAGCUGAAGAUGCUGCUGCAAAGGUAUCCAAAAUGUUGAAAGAUUAUGACUGGAUUAAUGCAGAGAAACACCUCUUUGGGCAACCCAGUAGUGCCUAUGAUUUCAAAACUAACAACCCCAAAGAAGCUGGCCAGAGACUUCAGAAGUUACAAGAAAUGAAGGAGAAACUAGGAAGAAAUGUCAACAUGAGAGCUAUGAGCGUAUUAACAGAGGCUGAAGAGCGGUAUAAUGACUUGAUGAAAAAAAAGAGAAUUGUAGAAAAUGACAAAUCCAAAAUCCUUGCAACUAUAGAAGACCUUGACCAGAAGAAAAACCAAGCCUUAAAUAUUGCGUGGCAAAAGGUAAACAAGGACUUUGGGUCUAUUUUUUCUACUCUUUUACCUGGUGCUAAUGCUAUGCUUGCACCUCCAGAAGGGCAAACUGUAUUGGAUGGUCUGGAGUUCAGAGUUGCCUUAGGAAAUACUUGGAAAGAAAACCUAACUGAACUUAGUGGUGGUCAAAGGUCUUUAGUGGCUUUGUCAUUAAUAUUGUCCAUGCUCCUCUUCAAACCUGCUCCAAUUUAUAUCCUGGAUGAGGUAGAUGCAGCCUUGGAUCUUUCUCAUACCCAGAAUAUUGGACAGAUGCUCCAUACUCAUUUCACACAUUCUCAGUUCAUUGUGGUGUCUCUAAAGGAAGGUAUGUUCAACAAUGCAAAUGUCCUUUUCAAGACGAAGUUUGUGGAUGGUGUUUCUACAGUAGCCAGGUUUACUCAAUGUCAGAAUGGAAAGAUUCCAAAGGAAACCAAAUCCAAGGCAAAAGGACCCAAAUGAUCAUAUGUGGCAGUUAAAAGUACAAAUUUACUCCUUCACCUUGACCUGUUUUUUAAACAAACUUUUUAAGAGCUUGGGAUUUACUUAAGUUGCUCAUGUAAAUAUUAUUUCAUUGCUUAACCCAUAUUGUCUCUUCCUUUAUAUAAUCAUUUAUAAGUAAGCAUAGAUUCCUUUUUUUCUUAACUAUGGUCCAAUUACUGUGAUUGUGAUUUUAUGCAUAUCAUCAAAUGUUUCUUCUCACACAAGUCUUUUGUAUCUAUUAGCUUGAGAUAACUGGUUGGUGAUAAAUUCUGCUUGUAAAAAAAAAUACAAAGAAAUAGAUGAAAUUAUAGGAUAAAUAUAGCUGAUAGCGUUUAAUUAGUUUAACUCCUAAGGUAAUAUUAGUGUGUUUUCAAUUGCUAAUGAAGUCAUUUGGUAAGGAGAUUUGUAAACAAAGUAGUUGGACUAACAAAGGGAACACAAAGGGAGCUGUCAGGGCAGCACUGAGCUAUUUCAUGGUUAGUUCCUUGAGGACACAAUUCUCGUCCCUGAUUUAAACUCAGAUGGGAAAGAGAUCUUGAAAGAUUUCUCUCAUUUUAAUGAUGUUUGAAUAUCAUGUUCCUAUGUGCUUAGUAAAUGGUCUUUGCAAUCUUAAGUUUUAGAAAAAAUAUUUGGGUUUUUAAUAGAAGCUAGGAGAAGGUAUGUUGCAUGUUGGCUGCACACUUAUCUGAAGUCUCCUAAUAUUUUCAAAAAUUUUGCCAACCCUUUCAUAAUCCAGUCAAUAACAAGCUAUUAGUGAAUGAGAAUGUAGGAGCCCCCAGAUUAAACAAAAUGUAUAUUUUUCCUUCAGUAUGAUAUAUAAAUAAAUAGAUCCAUCUGUUCUACCAAAAAAACCCCCUCAAAAUUUAAUGAUUGUUGUAUUUCUUAGUGCUUUCCAGUUCAAAAGGUGAAGUUCCUUUAAGAACUCAAAGGAUGGAGCUAAUCACCAGAAGGCUAGUGUGUAUCAUUCUUAGCAUCUCCAGGUACCUCACCAGGAGUUUCUCCAAACUGAAUCUUCAAAGUUCUGACAUGACCCAACCUGAUCUUGGCAAUGUUCUUUUGGCCCCAUAGUCCUCCUCGAUACUAUGUCUUAGUUCCUUUGUGUUAUCCUUUCCCUAAUACAUGCUCAUACUUUUUGGCCUUGGGCUUAACAGUUCUCAUCCACCAUUCUCACAUGUAUCUGAGGAUGUCAGAGAACACUGAUGGCUGAUUUAGGGGACACAUUAGAAAAGAUUGUAUCUGGAAAUAGCUCUGUUCACUGUGGAAAGAAAGGGAGACAAAACUAUGAAUGUUAAGUUAUAGCAAGUCUAGCAUCUCAUGUAACAGACAUGCUUUUAAAAAUUUCCUUUCAGAUAUUUACAAAUUGCUAAAAAAGCUACAUCAGUUCAGUCACCAAUACAGUAUACCUGUUGACUGCAGCCUAGUCAAGCACUGGCCUGUAACUAGAAUACUUCUGAUUUGGCAAUUAUAAAAUGGUACUUCACUGCUGUUUUAGUUGCUUGCUGGGGGUUGAAUAUUUUGUCAGAUGUACUAAUUUUCUUUAUUACAAAUUUUGUUUGCUUUCCUAGUUUUUGUCAUAUAUAAUCUUCCUCUUUGAUGAAAAUCCUCAAACAUUAGAUUUUUGUGAGUAAUGUCAUUCUUUGAUUAGGGGGAAGACAUUAAGGGGAGAGGGGAUAUGUCACAUAUUUACAAUAAUAUGAGUGAUAUUUAUUGAGCUUUUUCUGUACAUGCGAAACUAUACUCAGUUGUACAUGUUUUCACAUUUAAUACCAAUAAAACCCAGUGUGGUAAAUUGUUAAUCAUAACCAUUGUCAUCAGCAUUAUAUGAUUUAGUAAAUUGAGCAGAGAAGAAAUUUGCCCACAGUGAUAAUACAGUCAGUGAGUGACAGUGUCAAGAUACAAAUCUUGGUAGUUGGUCUCCAGGAACUGUGAUACACUACUUCCCUGACAGCUUGAACAUUUGCAUUUAUUGUACAUAAUAAAUUUAAGAGCUAUCAGGAUAAGCAGUGUGUACAACAUAUGAAAAUAAUCUUUUGGAAGAACCUCAAACAUUUGAAGAGAAGAUUCUUUGUGGGUUUUGUUUUUGUUUUGACAUUUUAAAAUAACAGCAGAUGGAAAGCACGAACUUGAGAAUUCCUCUUCUAAUCUGGUGGAGUAACCUAAGGUCCAGCACUCCCCCAGUCAUGCCAUCUGCACAUCAGGGCAGUUUGUUUCUUCCUUUUUGCCUGUAUGCCUUUCCUUUCCUUAUCCUACUGCACUAGCUUGAACUUCCAGCACUGUGCUGUAUAAGAGUGAUGAGAGCUGGAAUAUAUUUGCCUUUUUAUCCCCAAAUCAGGAAGAAAGCAUUCAGUCUUUCACCACUAAAUAUGUCAGCUAUAUGAUCAAACUAGGAAUAGAAGGGAAUUUCUUUAUUAUGAAUGGGUAUUGAAUUUUGUCAAAUCCUUUUGCUAUGUUGAUUGAUAGGAUUAUGUAAGUUCUUCUGUAAUCCUUUAGUAUUACGAAUUACAUUACUCAAUUUUUUAAUAUUAAGCCAGUCUUUUACCCCUGAAAUAAACCCUGCUUGGUCAUGGUA